Molecule: messenger RNA, 2593 nt
Organism: Maniola jurtina (meadow brown)
Lineage: Eukaryota; Metazoa; Arthropoda; Insecta; Lepidoptera; Nymphalidae
Exons: 7
Coding region: 471-2555 (694 amino acids)
Source: RefSeq, a predicted model, not a curated record
AAAGUCAAAACUUAUUUUCAUUCAAGGAUUUUGGACACAAUCACAAAUAAUUUUAGAUGAAUGAAAGUUGAAACUGUGUUGUGUUUAUUGUGUAUUAAUUGUUUGUUUGAAGAAUACUUUUCAAUUCGCAUCAAUAGCAGCAGUGUAAUUAAAAUUACGUUGAUAAAAAACAACAAAAAUCGUAACAGCAAUGGAAACCUUUACUUAUUAAAACGCAAAAAUUAAAAUUUCUUAGUUUGCCAUAAAUGACAAAUUUCAUUAGGCUACAACUCACUCGUUUAUAAAAACAAUAAUCUAUCCUUAAUUUUGUGUGUCACUAAAAACAAUUUCAUGUGAAAGGAUAGUACAAAAGUGGGACAAAUAGUAAACAAAGUAUCUACUCCUGCCGGUUUCAUAGUAAAUUCUAGAUGCCGUGCGUACUAAUUAUGACCCUGCGCAUGUGGUGUGGCGGAGUUUAGAGUGCGGAGACCAUGGAAAGGUUAUCCCAUGACUUAAACCUUGCUCUGGAAGAGAGCAACUGUGGAAGACAGGAGCGGAGAAAGCUCGGGAUGCGUAGACGUACCAGGUCUGCGGGGAAUUUACCUGCAGCAGUAACGGUGAGCCUGGUUGAAGAUGGUAGCUCCAGCAGCCCUCCCCAGGCACCUUUAAUCACACAGCCUCUCUCCGACUCUGACGACCCUCACCUCAGCAUCCACAAAUCAACAAACCUCAAAUCAAGACAUUAUUGCCAGAUUGGCAACUUUGAGUCCGACUCCUUCAAUGAGAACUUCUCACCGACAAGACCGGCAAAUGCAAGGAGGAAACGGAAAUAUAAAAAAAUGCCUGUGGACUAUGCGGAUGGGAAAAGAUCUCCACCAAUUGAAAUAUUGAGUAUUACUACUGAGCCCAACGCGAUACCUAUUCCAAUCGUGCUCCAAACGCAGAGCGUAUCACCUCUGUUAUACGGGAAUAAACAGAAGCAAGAAAGAAAUCUAUUUUGCGGUAAACGCAAGUGGUCUCACAGGGAUAAAGGAGAUGGGUGUGAGAUGAGAGAGCGGUCGUUCAGUGGCGGGUGUUCCUCGAAAUCGGCGUACUUCAAGAACGACAUCAAAUCCCGCAAGUGCGACGUUGACAAGAAGAAAAAGGACACAUUGUUGCAACCGGGCAAAAUUGUGUUAAAGACCCAGAAUACGGAGGAAGAAAAGCCUUGCUCCCUAGCCUCCCUACCAGGCAGUUCUAGUUUCAACUUCGUCUAUAAGAGUUCCAAAAACGGGACCCCAACUCUUUCCAAACUAACAGGGUACCGAAUAGCGACAGAUCUACCCCCGUUUUUCAACCCUACAUGCAAAAAUCAUCUCGAGGCAAAAUUUCCAAGGAAAAUAAAGAUUCUGAACAAAACCCACCCGCCUUCUUCAUUGAGAAAUCCAUUGCAUUUUGAUGAUUCUAUUAGCGGGAUGGAUUGUACGGGAAACGAGAGUAGCUCGCUAAGCAGUAGCGACUCAGACGGAGUUGUAACAAACGACAGUGACAGGGAAGGGGACGACGAAUUAACAGACUGGCCAGGGAUUGAAGAACUCAAAGUAUUCAAUAAAAGUCUAACCUUCAAAUCAUCGAAAUCCUUAAAUAAUAACUGCACAAAAUCAGCCAGUAAUAUGCCACCACCGAAAAAGUUUAAGAAAGAAAAGUCGUUAGUAAAAAGUGGCUGGGCCAAUUGCAAGAAUAGGUUUAAAAAGAAACGACCCAAAGUCGACUCGGGGAACGAAGAUGACGCCAUGAUGUCCGAUUCCAAAACAGUAGUAGAUGUUGAGGAUGAGAUUUUGAAAGAGAAAGAGAUUUUACCCCAUUCGUCAUUUUCUACCUUCAGUGAUAUAAUAAAUGCGAGUGCGUCAGGGCAGAACGCUGAUGAGUCAUUCUACCAGUCCUUUCAGGCGUUUCAAGAGAAGAGUGAGAAAGAGUUUGGUCAGACGCCGCGUACGAAUUUCACUCUACAGAAAACAUCGUCGAGCGAUUUGAACUUAAGCGAGAAAUCUCCUCAAAGCGACCAUUAUUAUAGCGAGCAUUCCAUGGGGAACACAGGGGUUUCUGAAGUCAGAGAAAUAAGGGCUGGGUGUAGGAGAAUAAGGGAAGAAAGGCCAGGCUUUCUCAUACUGAGUGCGGCAAACGAACAGUUGUCCAGGUUUCUCCAAGAUUCGUGUCAGACUGAACUCAAGUUAUCCAGUUUUCAAGAUCCCAUGGAGAAAGAGAAGUUAGAGUCGUUGGCUAAACUAUACUCACUGGAGUUACAAGUUGAGAUGGGGAGACCUAUUUUAAGGAAGACCAGCAACACAACACAAGCAAUCCGCGUAGAGAACUAUUCUUCACGCAAUUUUCCAUCUGACCAUAAGCGGCGAUGUUACGGCGAAGAAGCGGACACAAGUCUGAGUCUAAGCGACCAGAACUCCGUGAACUCUGCAAAUGAACUGGAUGACUCCGUGCCAGAGGUCAAAGGUGAAGUGGACAUCACUCAAGAGUUAACGGAUUCCUUCUCAUAUGCCCAAGUCGAUAAGUCUUUGUUACAUCCCGGUGAUUUGGAUUGAAAUCCAUACUAAUAUUAUAAAUGAGGAAGUGUGCCUGU